Hippocampus zosterae (dwarf seahorse) is the source of this 2818-nucleotide messenger RNA. It is a transcript of the gene tspan15, whose product is annotated as tetraspanin 15. The record is from RefSeq and is a predicted model, not a curated record. Gene Ontology annotation, cellular component: membrane. Bases 95 to 991 code for a protein of 298 amino acids. The transcript is spliced from 8 exons. Lineage: Eukaryota; Metazoa; Chordata; Actinopteri; Syngnathiformes; Syngnathidae.
GCACCCGCUCGCAGGUGUGCCCAAAGACGACAAGGCGGAAGUGAGCGGAUCUCAACAAGGCAGGGCAGCGAGAGCCUUCAUAGGAGCUAUCACGAUGUCGAACAAUGACGAAACCCGCUAUUGUCACAGAUUCUCCUACUUGGUGCUCAAAUUUAUCCUCUUUUCCUAUGCCAUCGCUUGGUGGCUGAUAGGCAGCGUGAUUCUGGCGAUAGGUAUAUAUGCUGAAGUGGAGAGGCAGCGCUACAAGACUCUGGACGGGGUGUUUCUGGCCCCUGCUCUGAUCCUCAUCCUCCUGGGAAUUGUCAUGUUCAUCGUUUCGCUCAUUGGCGUCUUGGCAUCGCUCAGGGAUAAUCUCGUUCUGCUCAAGGUGUUCAUGUACACACUGGUGGUGUGCCUCAUCCUGGAGUUGCUGGGAGGAAUUUUGGCGCUAGUGUUCCAUAACCAGACAGUGGAUAUAUUAAACAAGAACAUACGAAGAGGCAUAGUUAACUACUACGAUGACUUGGACUUCAAAAACAUCAUGGACUUCGUUCAGACCAAGUUUAAAUGUUGCGGUGGGCAAGGGUUUCAAGACUGGUCGGUCAACAUGUACCACAACUGUUCUGCACGGGGUCCACUGUCCUGUGGAGUGCCUUAUACCUGCUGCAUCACUAAGUCACUUGAAGUAGCAAACACAUUGUGCGGCUACAAAGUAUUGGAACACGAGCGCUUGAACCUGAUAGACACCAUCCACAUUAGAGGCUGCACCGACGCCUUCUUCAUUUGGCUCAUGGACAACUACAAGAUUAUGGCAGGAUUGCUGCUCGGGAUCCUGCUGCCGCAGUUCUUUGGCGUAGCAAUCAGCUGGUUGUACAUCACCCGGGUGGAAGACGCCAUCAGCGCGUAUGGUCACUAUACGGACGGCCUCCUGGACUCCAACGCGCAAGACAGGCACCUCAAGAGGCAGGGUCGAAUGGCCAAGUGGUUUAUGUGUAUGCCUGAGAUUGACUGAAGAGCAGUGAGCUGACAGCUGAUGCUCAAUUGAAAACCCUCACUCAGGCAAGCAAUUUCAUCUCGGACUCAAAUCAAAUCAAGUCAACAGAACUGAUUUCCUCUCACCACUCAGGGACAAACACCAUAAAGUGACACACUGAACGAAUCGAGACUUUUCCCUCUACCCGUCGAGCUCUUGAAGUACAGUAUUACUUCGCAACACCAAGCGACACAUGCAAAAUUUCAUACUCUUUCAAAAAAUAUGCAACGCCACAACGCCUCAGCCGCUCAUCUCAUAAGUUGAGCCGAGAUUAGACAACACCCUGAGGAUCUCGGGGUCAUAAAGGGAAAACAUUUUUUUGUACAUUACUAUUUAUUGCGUGAACUUGUAGGAAUGCUAAAUUGUUUUCCUUUGCAAUUUUUUCCCCCAUUGCACAUCCACACAGUGCUGCCAACCUUUUUUUUUCUUCUUCAUUGGCCCUAAUCCUCUUCCGUAGUGUUGUGUGUCCAUGUCUUGACUUGAUGCCUGCAGUUCUGGUCAUCUGUAAGUGACCAAGAUGAAGUAUACUGUAUUAGGGAUAAUAUUUGGGAAUAUUAAUAUACGAGAUUGAGUUUUAAGAUUGUGCUCCUCUACCACUGAACCUGUGUGAUAAGUGAAAACAAAGCACUGUGACUUUUUAAUGGGCUCUCUUUUAAAUCCGUGGAAGUACUUGGAUUAAAUUGCAAGGUUACAAUUGCAUUAACUGGAAGAGUGCUUCUCAAACUUUUUACAAUUACUUUAGGUCUCCAAGUACCACCAUCACCAUUACUAUUGCAAGCCAAUUAAAUAAAUUUUCACGUUAACAUUGUGCUUGUAUAUUAAAAACACAGGGAAAAAAAGAACUGUAAUUAUUCAAGUGUACUUGUAUAUAAAAACAAAUUAAUGUAUUUUCCGCCUGAUAAGGCGCACUUAAAUGCAUUACAUUUUCUCAAAGGCCGACAGUGCACUUUGUAAUCCGAUGUACCUUAUAUAUUGAUCAAUAUUCUGAUUUCUUGGACAUAGUUUUUAAAAUGUUCUGUAAAACGCUUUGUUACAGCUGCAGCGGUUAUGAAAGCGCUAUGCAAAUAAAGCUGUAUUCUAUUCACUUUAGCGUAGCUCUGUCGAGUGGAUGCAUCACCCAACCUUAGUAACUUUAGAAGCUUCUAUUCUAUUUGCCUUACAAUGCAGCGCAGCCUAAUAUGAAAACACUUUUAAAAUAGGCCAUUCAUUGAAGGUGCGCCUUAUAAUCUAUAGCGCCUUAUAUUGCCGAAAAUACAGUACUUGUGUUUGAAAACAAACAGUUAAAGAUUAAAAUAAAAGUAUUGCACUUAAAAGUUAAAUACAACUGAACUUUACUGUACUUGGGCAGGAAUGUUUUUACUACAAGAGAGCCCACAUACUGCGACGCACUUGGCCAAUACUGAACUAUAACAAAGUGUACAUAUGAAGCAGCAAGUGUGCAAGUUCAUAUAACCCGGAGAUUGAAUGUGCUACUCACUACUGAAUAAUGUGCCUUUGACGUAGUACUGAAAUUGUCCUGAAUUUGUCUUUUUUUUUUUUCCCCCAGUAUAUUUUUUGUUCCCUUUUUGACCUCAUUUCAUCUUAAAUCAUGUUAUUAUAACAUGACACAGCACUCCAUCAGCUUUUAAAAUAAUUCAUUUUGCAUUGUUUUUAUGCCUCCCACUUGUUGUUCCUGUUUUGAUUCGACACUUUUCUAAUGAAUUUUAAUGGUGUGUGUUGAAGAUGUAAUUGGAUAAUGAUGAUGUAUGCAAGUUGCAAAUUGUUUUUUGUUCUUUGCAUGCAGAAAUGAAAGUGAAAUGAAGUAAG